Molecule: messenger RNA, 1632 nt
Organism: Nakaseomyces glabratus
Lineage: Eukaryota; Fungi; Ascomycota; Saccharomycetes; Saccharomycetales; Saccharomycetaceae
Gene: SRP1
Product: karyopherin alpha
Biological process (GO): NLS-bearing protein import into nucleus
Cellular component (GO): nucleoplasm; nucleus; cytoplasm
Molecular function (GO): protein binding; nuclear import signal receptor activity
Source: RefSeq, a predicted model, not a curated record
AUGGACCCAAGUAUCAACGACAGCACAUCUAACAAGUUUGUCCCAGAGUACAGACGUACCAACUUUAAGAAUAAAGGUAGAUUCUCUGCUGAUGAGUUACGUCGUCGUAGAGACACUCAGCAAGUAGAAUUGAGGAAGGCCAAGAGAGAUGAAGUACUAGCUAAGAGAAGAAACUUUGUACCACCAACUGAUUCCGUUGACUCCGAUGAAGAAGAUGAGGAGAGCUCCGCAGCUGACCAACAAUUCUAUGGUCAAUUGCAACAAGAGUUGCCUCAAAUGGUUCAACAAAUUAACUCCAGCGACAUGCAAGAACAACUGGCUGCUACAGUCAAGUUUAGACAAAUCCUAUCCAGAGAACAUAACCCACCGAUUGACAUUGUUAUUCAAUCUGGCGUUGUACCAACUUUGGUCAACUUCAUGAACGAAAACCAACCAGAAAUGCUACAAUUGGAAGCCGCCUGGGCCUUGACUAACAUUGCAUCUGGUACUUCCGCGCAAACUCAGGUCGUUGUCGAUGCAGGUGCUGUUCCAUUGUUUAUUCAACUUCUAUAUACCGGCUCCGUUGAAUUGCAAGAACAAGCUAUCUGGGCUUUAGGUAACGUUGCCGGUGACUCCACCAGUUACAGAGACUACGUCUUGCAAUGCAGUGCUAUGGAACCUAUUCUAAGUCUUUUCAACUCUGAAAAGGUUACAUUAAUCAGAACCGCAACUUGGACUCUGUCAAACUUAUGCAGAGGUAAGAAACCACAACCGGAUUGGUCAAUUGUUUCAAAGGCUCUGCCAACUUUGGCUAAACUAAUAUACUCUUUCGACAACGAAACGCUAAUAGAUGCUUGUUGGGCAAUUUCAUAUUUAUCUGAUGGCCCUGCUGAAGCUAUUCAAGCUGUUAUCGAUGCUAGAAUUCCAAAGAGAUUGGUCGAACUAUUGUCCCACCAAUCUACUUUGGUUCAAACACCUGCAUUGAGAGCUGUUGGUAACAUAGUUACUGGUAACGAUUUGCACACACAAGUAGUUAUUAAUUGUGGUGUCUUAUCUGCCCUAAGAAACCUAUUAUCUUCUCCUAAGGAGUCGAUCAGAAAAGAAGCCUGUUGGACAAUCUCCAACAUUACUGCUGGUAAUACUGAACAAAUCCAAGCAGUCGUAGAUGCUAACUUGAUUCCACCUCUAAUUAAGUUGUUGGAGACGGCUGAAUAUAAGAUCAAGAAAGAAGCUUGCUGGGCUAUCUCCAAUGCUUCUUCUGGUGGUCUACAAAGACCAGAAAUCAUCAGAUACAUGGUUUCCCAAGGUUGUAUAAAGCCUCUGUGUGAUCUACUAGAGAUUGCUGACAACAGAAUUAUCGAAGUGACAUUAGAUGCACUAGAAAACAUUUUGAAGAUGGGUGAAACAGACAAGGAAGCCCGUGGUUUAGCUAUUAACGAGAAUGCCGACCUGAUUGAAAAAGCUGGUGGUAUGGAAAAGAUUUUCAAUUGCCAACAAAAUGAAAAUGACAGAAUUUAUGAGAAGGCUUAUAAGAUUAUAGAAACAUACUUUGGUGAAGAAGACGAUACUGUCGAUGAUAACCUGGCUCCACAAAAUGCUGGUAAUACUUUCGGUUUCGGUUCUAAUGUCAACCAGCAAUUCAACUUCAAUUAA